AUGUCUCAACGUACUCGUUUCGGAAAAGCAUCAGCCGCCUCAAACAAGUCUCCAUCGAAAUCAAAGGCAAAAUCUCGAAUGAAAAAAACAUCCAACAAGAAAGUCUCACCGACUAAACGUCAUAAUGAAUCGACUUCGACUAAUCUCACUCAACCGAGACAGAAACGACUUUCUAGUCUGACUGCAGCUGCAUUAGUUCACUAUUGUACAAGUAUUCUUUCACCCGCAAGAAAAGUUACACAUGCCAAGAAAACUUCGCCGAAAAAUACAACUGUACCUGAUCGUAAACGAAAGAUUUCCAAUGUUUCGUCAAAAUCUGAAACAAAAAAUAUACCAGCUGAUAUUCAGACACGUACGCGUCGAGAAGCUAGUUUGCGUGCAUCAGCAAUGAUCAUACAACAUAAUGAAAUUGAGCGUAGUCGUUACAACUAUACACUCGCUAACAAUCAAACCACAUCAGGAACUCGACGGCAGCGUACGCGAAGUGGCUUGAAUAGCAAAACGACAAGUCCAACUGAAGAACCGAAACAAAUUCCGAACGAACAAUUCAAAUUUAACAUUCCAUCUGUACCACCACUUCCCAUUCCUGUACCAUCGAUAACUACCGUAUCCAAUCAAAGUGAUCAUACUCAAUCAUCGCCCUCGGUAAUUGCGAAGCCAACUGACCAGGGCUCUUCGUCAAGUGUCAAAUAUCCAUCCUUAACUGAAGCAGUUCUAGCAGAACAUGAUCGUUUAAAUGAAACUCUACCGUCCUAUCAUACAAUAAAACACGAUAAUCUAAUCAAAUGGACACAAGAAUUGGCACUCUGUGGUCGACUAUCACCACAUGACUUUCAUAUUGAGUCUAUGGAUGAUAUAACAGACAGUCAAUCUCUUAAAAUGCAUGGUAAUACCAAGGAAAUAUCAAUUUCGUCAAUGACGGAUUCCAUACUUUCGACAGAAUCGCUAACGAAUCAUCCUGUACCAGCUCCAUCGUUUAUCUUUCCAUCAACUGGCUAUCCUCUCGAUUUACGUUCGUUCUAUCCUCUUUUGCCUUGUUGGCAAUAUCCGGCUUGGUCUUAUCAAUCUUCCGCAUCAUUGUUUCAACCAACACCGAAUAAAAUACCAGCGAAGAAAUCAUUGUCGUUCAAUUCCAAACCCAAACCGACAGUUUCUACACGUAAACCCAAUCAAGAUUUAUCGUCAACAUCGAAAAACGAAGCAUUGACAUUCCACUUACACACACAUCAUCAUCAUCAUAUACACAAUUCCAACUCAACCUCACUCUCCAAAUCAUCCAAUCGUACAAAAACGACCACCAUACCGUUAUCACCCGACAAACCAUCUUGUUCUUUACUUAAUCCUAAAGAACAACUCGUGGAGAACAAAGUUAUUCUACCCUUGAGUGUUAACAAUGUUGUACACAAAGAAUAUCCAUCAAUAACGGAAGAUGAUGUUUUGAAUCUUUCGAUAAAUAAUAAUAAUAAAUCGAAUGUCAACCAAGAAAAUGGAACGACGAAGAAAACGACACGAAGAAAAUCGUCUCCAGUGAAAAGGCGUGUUACUACUAGUGGAGUCAAACUCGAAACAACGCCCAUUAACACGGAAAUCUUAUCACCAAGGAAAGCUUUAGAUCAUAAUCAAGCGAAUGUUAUUCAACCGGUAUCGAAUCAGUUGUCGAUUAUUGAACAAAAAGUUGUUCGGCGCUCUAUUAAACGUCGAAGCGUAUCCGCUGCUGCUGUAACUUCGAUGACUGUAGUAUCUCCAACACGGCGAAGCUUGCGUGGAAAUCGUACGAUAUCUGCAUCAAGUGUUCCAUCGCGGUCGAAAUCUUCGUUAAAUCGAAAACGAUCGUAUUCACCAGUCUCCCACACUUCACUCUCGCCGAAUAAACGAAAAAAACCAAAAAUUUCCUAUUAUUGGGCUUUGUUUGGGAAAUCGUCGCGACAACUUGUUUCUGUUCAUGCUGAUAAACCACCUGUCUUUCGUGAAUGUUAUUCAUCCAUCCGACAUAUAACAGAAAAAGAUGUGAUCAAGUCCAACGAUUGUGUUAUCCUACGCCCUGAAAGUGGUAAACAUAAUGGUGCUACACCAUACCUAGCAAAAGUGAAAUGGUUUUGGGAAGAGCCAACAUCAGGUGAAAUUCAAAUGUCAUUGCUUUGGUAUUAUCAUCCAGAACAUACGGAACUUCCUGCACGUGUGAAAGGACGAUUCUUAUUCAAUGAACUCUUGGCAUCCAAGUACUCAGAUUGUGUGAAUGUUGCAUGUAUCGAAGAUAAAUGCUAUGUUCUAAAUUUAAACGAAUACAAUCGAUAUUGUCUUCGUGAAGCGUCGCCAAACCUCUUUGAACAUUCUGAAAGUGUUGGACAAUUGAAAAAUUUAUUAAAUAAAAACACUUCGUCUGUUCAUCAUCGACCCUUACCGGCGAAAACGGUCGGUAGCCAAAACGUAUUUUUUUGCCGUUAUGUGUACGAUUAUCGCGCGAAACGCAUUUCCAAAAAUCCAAGUCUGACGAAUCCAAAUACAACAAUGACUUCGAACUCGUGA
Molecule: messenger RNA, 2526 nt
Organism: Adineta ricciae
Lineage: Eukaryota; Metazoa; Rotifera; Eurotatoria; Adinetida; Adinetidae
Source: the annotation of a GenBank genome assembly